Molecule: messenger RNA, 1402 nt
Organism: Bubalus bubalis (water buffalo)
Lineage: Eukaryota; Metazoa; Chordata; Mammalia; Artiodactyla; Bovidae
Product: high mobility group protein B3-like
Exons: 1
Coding region: 122-676 (184 amino acids)
Biological process (GO): regulation of transcription by RNA polymerase II
Cellular component (GO): nucleus
Molecular function (GO): DNA binding, bending
Source: RefSeq, a predicted model, not a curated record
UAGAAGGGGAAAAAGUGGAAGAAGUGACAGAUUUGAUUUUCUUGGGCUCCAAAAUCAAUGCAGACAGUGACUGCAGACAUGAAAUUAAAAGAUGCUUGCUCCUUAGAGGCAACUCUUGUGGAUGCAGCUACAACGAGGCUGUGGAGUACUGAGUUAUACAUCAUGCCCUGGGCUGCCCAGACUAGUGAAUAAUACAGUCAAGAUGGCUAAAGGUGAUCCUGAGAAACCAAAGGGCAAGAUGUCUGCUUAUGCCUUUUUUGUGCAGAUGUGCAGAAAGGAACAUAAGAAAACCCCCGAGGUCCCUGUCAAUUUUGCUGAAUUUUCCAAGAAAUGCUCUGAGAGAUGGAAGACCAUGUCUGGGAAAGAGAAGUCUACAUUUGAUGAAAUGGCAAAGGCAGAUAAAGUGCACUAUAAUCAGGAAAUGAAGGAUUAUGGAUCAGCUAAGGGAGGCAAGAAGAAGGACCCUAAUGCCCCCAAGAGACCACCGUCUGGAUUUUUCCUAUUCUGCUCUGAAUUCUGCUCCAAAAUCAAGUCUACAAACCCUGGCAUCUCUAUUGGAGAUGUGGCAAAGAAGCUGGGUGAGAUGUGGAAUAACUUAAGUGACAGUAAGAAGCAGCUAUACAUCAACAAGGCUGCAAAGCUAAAGAAGUAUGAGAAGGAUGUUGCAGACUAUUAAGGGGAGUUUGAUGGUACCAAGGGUCCUGCUAAAGUUGUCCGGAAAAAGGUGGAAGAGGAAGAGGAUGAGGAGGAAGAGGAGGAAGAGGAUGAAUUAAAAAAAACUGUUGAUCUGUCUGUCUCCUUGUGAAAACCUUAGAGUAGGGAGCACCAUGAUUGACACACCUCUCACCCAAGACAUGUCUGUUGCCCUCAUUAGGUUUAAUUACCCAACUGGAUCAUGAUCAUAUCGUAGUCUCUCAAAGUGCUCUAGCAAUUAGCAGUGGUUUACAUGAAGUGGCCAUGGGUGUAUGGAGCACCUGGAAACUGUAUCAAAGUUAUACAUAUUUCCAAACAUUUUUAAAAUGAAAAGGCUCUCAUCUUCUCCUCACUCUGUGCACUUUGUUGUUGGUGUGACAAGGCAUUUAAAAAUAUUUCUGGCAUUUUUUUUUUUAAUUUGGAAGGUGGUGUGUUAACUCUAUGGUCAUUGGCUAGAAAUCCCGAGUUCUCAACUGAUUACAUAUCUAUAGUUUGUAAAAAAAAACAAAAAACAAAAAACAAAAAAAAAAACCAAAGCAACCAAGACACACUCUUGACACUCCUUGCUUGGUGUGGAGGCUGUGGGGGUGAUGCCUUCUGGAGGGGCCAUAGCUCAGGGUGUGCACUGUGGGGCAUCCAUUUAGCUUCAGGUUGUCAUGUUUUUGUAUAUAGUGACAUAGCAUCCCACUGCCAUUCUUAGCUGUGGAAA